Molecule: messenger RNA, 9525 nt
Organism: Nyctereutes procyonoides (raccoon dog)
Lineage: Eukaryota; Metazoa; Chordata; Mammalia; Carnivora; Canidae
Product: thiamine transporter 2-like
Exons: 9
Coding region: 2407-3882 (491 amino acids)
Biological process (GO): transmembrane transport; vitamin transport
Cellular component (GO): plasma membrane
Molecular function (GO): thiamine transmembrane transporter activity
Source: RefSeq, a predicted model, not a curated record
CAGGACUGUCAUCCAGAAAAGACUAAAAACAAACCAAACUGAGAAAAAAAUAGAUUGUUGAAUUUGCCAACCUCCUAUCACCCCAACAACGGAAGAAGGAAUGAGACUGUCUGAUGUGGUAUUUGAUGAAGCUUCCAGGGGAUUUGUUUUCUUCUGCUUUGUUGGUGCUGUCAACUUGUCCCGCUGAAAAUAUUCCUGCAUGCUGCAUGACUUGAAGAAGUUUCUUCAUGUUUUUGUACCUGUUUUCUCAUCUAUAAAAUGGGGACAAGAACAGUCUUACUUCAUAGGAAUUUUUUGAGGAUUAAAUGAUCUAGGACAUGCACGUCAAGUACCCAGGAGUACUCAGCACACAGUAAAGGCUUGUGGAGAAAUAGAAAUUAAACAACACUUCUGACUUCCUCUAGCGUCAGCUUCUGCUCCAUCCGAUCCUGGCCCAGAUUAGAACAACAUAUGCUGGCUUUAUCUAAAUUUACCACAGUUUUCCUGCUUUAACAUUAAAGAGUAAGUUACAACGUUAUUGUAUUUGAAGAUAUGUGAAAUUUAAGUGCUCAUAUUUCCAUUUUCAGGUAUCCAAUUUUGAUAGUCUGUAACUUUCUAGUCAGAGUUUAUACUGGGGUCACUGUAGGAACUGGUGGGUUAUCAAGAAGAGUAUAAAACAUAGUUGCUAAAAUAAUUUAGGCAUCUUGGGUAAUGGGAAGCAAAUUUUGCAAAUUUAUUUUCACCAGUUUAGCUCUUCCAGGCCUUCAAAAUUAAAAAAAAAAAAGUCUGGAAUUAGGGGCAGAGCAAUAUUAUGGAACUUAGCUGUGUCCACUCCACCGACCACUAGUAGAGAUACCACAUUUGAGUUUCUCCUCCACAGGCAAAGUGACUCAGAAAGCUGAGGGUAUCUUAGAGGGUAGAGGGAUCUACAGUACCCACAGCAAAUUGCUAUUCAGGUCCCACACUCUGUUCCCUUCUAGUAAACACAAAAUGUGGGGCUCCCUGGGUGGCUCAGCGGUUUAGCGCCUGCCUUUGUCCCAGGGUAUGAUCCUGGAGUCCGCGGAUCAAGUCCCACAUCGGGGUCCCUGUAUGGAGUCUGCUUCUCCCUCUGCCUGUGUCUCUGCCUCUCUCUGUGUGUUUCUCAUAAAUAUAUAAAAUCUUUAACAAAUUAAUAAACACAAAUUGAAAACCUUGUCAUUUCUUUUUAUUUUCUUUCCUAUCUUUUGAAAUGAUUAUAAGGACAAUUGACCUAGUCUAAGAAUGUACACGAGCUUCAAGGUUAUUAUAUAAAAUCCACAGUGCUGUAGGGCUAAUGAAUGUCAGCCCUGUGAGCUACACCCACACAGAGGGAGAAAAAUGCUGUCCGGAAGCCAGCUGCAAACGUCUGGAAGGAGGUAGCUCAAAACCAGGGGUAAGUGAUAUGACAGGGAAAAGGAGGCAUCACCUUAACAAUGGCCACAAAGGGAUGCAAGAUGCCUCAAUCUUCAACCCGAGAGACCAAGUUGCUUUGGGGAUCCUACAAUGGGAGAAUUUCGCAAAGGAAAUGGAAGAGGGGGAGCAAAACGCAUCCAGCUUUGGAGAAAGGAAUUAAACUAAAAUGUCAUGGAAAUAAAAGGCAAGUGUGUGCACUCAAAAAUUCAACCCGACUAGAUGUUCCAGAGGGGGGAAAAAUGUGACUUUGAUAAACCCCAGGGAGUGAGAUUAAAAUAGGAAGCUAGCAAAGUAAUAGCAGGAAUGUGUCUGACCGGGCUCCUGGCCACUCACAAAAUGCAAUGCUGAGAAAAUCCAAAGACUGAGCUUCUCCAAGUAGUUGUUAAUAUGAUAGCAGUGAUUUAUUUUUAACACAGGGAACGAUCAAUGCUCUGCCGAUGCAAAGGUGGAGGUGUCCUCACUCUGUGCUAAUGAACUCUGGUCCUUCCUGUCUGCUGAGGAUUGCAGUAUGCCACGGCGUGCCACGGCAUGCUUCAUUGUUCAAUCAAGACUUUCUGCAGCUGUUACAGAUCUGCCCUACAAACCAGAACUUUGAGUUCGCAGCUGAUGGUGGCUGGCCUUGUGUCCCCGUGGAGCAGAGGACAGAGCACCCGCUCACCUUGUGAAUCCCGUUUCCUCCUGUGUAAAGAGCCUCCUCUCCUCUCACUUUUCAGACCAUAAAGAGCCCUGCCUCUGACUGUCACGCCAUACUGCCUCACCUGGGCUGUAACUGAAAGGAAGCAGAGAUUAAGGCGGGAGAGAAGAUGGAGAGGGUCUGGAAGCUUCAGGGAAGAAAUGGUCAAUGACUGAGUGACUGAGUGAGCGAUUGUGGUCCUCUCAGAGCAGUGGAUUGCCUUUCUAAAGGCUGCCCAUGUCUUCCCUCAGUCAGCUGAAGUUAAAAGCACUCAUUAAAAUGGAUUUCCAGUUCAUCAACCGCAACAAGCAGGUUAACCAUCCAUGAAUUGUUGCCGGACAUCACCAAGCCAUUCCUGGGUUUUUCCCACAGUAAACCUCUGCUGCUUUGGAUUCUUCUCAAUGAUGAAACCAUCAGAGCCAUUUGUCAUACCUUAUUUAGCAGGACCAGAUAAAAAUAUAAGCCUCAGCACAAUCACAAAUGAGAUCUUUCCAAUUUGGACAUACUCUUAUCUGGUGCUGCUGCUCCCCGUGUUCAUCCUCACCGACUACGUCCGCUACAAACCAGUCAUUAUCCUGCAAGGGAUCAGCUUCAUCAUCACCUGGUUGUUGCUUGUAUUUGGUCAAGGAUUAAGAGCCAUGCAGGUGCUAGAGUUCUUCUAUGGGAUGGUCUCUGCCACCGAGGUGGCCUACUAUGCCUACAUUUAUAGCGUGGUCAGCCCAGAGCACUACCAGAAAGUGAGUGGCUACUGCAGGAGCAUCACACUUGUGGCCUACACAGCGGCCUCGGUGCUGGCCCAGCUCCUGGUGUCCCUGGCCAACGUAUCGUACUUUUACCUCAAUGUCAUAUCCUUGGCCUCUGUCUGUGUGGCCUUUCUUUUCUCACUUUUCCUACCAAUGCCUAAGAAGAGCAUGUUUUUUCAUGCAAAAUCCAGCAAAGAAGCUCCUCCAAAGCCACCAGGAAAAGAUGCUUUCUUAGAGGAACCGCAAACGGAUCACAAACCAGUCUACCAAGAACUAUUCACCUUUUCAAGGAACCAAGAUGAUGGUCCAUUGAAUACUCCAAAGCCAGGAAAUGUAACUUUGAGAGUUUUUGUGCAGUGGUUCCAAGAUCUGAAGGGUUGUUACUCCUCAAAGCAUCUUUUUUACUGGUCCCUGUGGUGGGCCUUCUCCACAGCAGGUUUUAACCAGGUUUUGAACUAUGUCCAAAUCCUGUGGGAUUACAAGGCACCAUCCCAAAGUUCUACAAUCUAUAAUGGAGCAGUAGAAGCCCUGGCAACCUUUGGAGGGGCUCUGGCUGCCUUCACAGCAGGCUGUGUGAAAGUCAACUGGGAUCUCCUGGGAGAGCUGGCCCUGGCGAUAUUCUCAGCUGCAGAUGCAGGUUCUCUAUUUCUCAUGCAUUACACGACUAAUAUUUGGGUGUGCUAUGCUGGUUUUUUGAUCUUCAAGUCAAGUUACAUGCUUCUCAUAACAAUAGCAGCAUUUCAGAUUGCUGUUAAUCUCAGCAUGGAACGCUAUGCCCUGGUGUUCGGAAUCAACACCUUCAUUGCCCUGGUGAUCCAGACUGUCAUUACUGUAGCUGUGGUUGACAACCAGGGACUGGGGCUUCCGGUCAGCAUACAGUUUUUAAUUUAUGGGAGUUAUUUUUCUGUUAUUGCUGGAAUUUUCCUAAUGAGAAGCAUUUACAUAAUCUGUUCAGCCAAAUGCAGAAAGGAACACUGUAGGUCUACUACUGGUCAGAAUCCAAGCGAACGAGAAGACUCAAUUUCUAAUGCAAACACAGUAACAACACAGUUUUAGCCUGAUCUCUCCUACUUACCAUGGACUCAAAGGAUGGAUGAUUCUAAAAAUAUAUGGUGCUACACUUCACAGCAUUUUAAUUGUUUGUCCUAGAUUAAGAUACCAUAAAAGAGAAGGAUUAUCAUCGACACCACAUCAAAACCUCAGCUACGGGCUGGUAAACUGAGAACAACCAAAAACCGAAGUCAACAAGUUGAGACCAGCCAUCUUUAUGGCCUCAGUGAGCAACUGGGAUCCUAAAUACUGUUUUAACACUUUCAAGUCCACUGCAAAACGACAUGGAAAUCAACAAAUGGGACCAUCCAAGAACAAAAACAUGAAAUAUCAUAGAGUGAAUGAUAUAUAUAUUGGCUGUCUGUCCCCAACCUCAUAAAAGUGUGAUUUGUUUUGACUUGGGGAGUAGAUAAAGAAAUUUCUAGUGCAGGCCUGAUGCAUACAUAGUAAAUGAUCAACAUGUGAUGACCAUUAUUAUUAAACUCGUAUACUACCAAAAAAAAAAAAGUUAGAAUGGGGGAAAUCUUUUAAUUCCUACAAAAUGGGCCAAAAAAUUAAGGAAAAAAAAUUUAUUAAACUUUUCCAUGAUCCUACACGAAAAGACUGGAUAAUGUCAAGAUUUCAAUUCUUUUCAAACUAGUUUAUAAGUUUGUUGCAAUUUGUGAGUCUUCUGUGUCAAUGUGACUAAGCCAAGUCCCUUAUUUAUUCAAACAAGUACUAAUCGAGGUAUUGCUGUGAUGUAUUUUGCAGAUAUGAUCAAAGUUCACGGUUGACUUUAAGGGAGAUUACCCUUGGGAUGCCUGCGUGCCUCGGCGGUUGAGCAUCUGCCUUUGGCUCAGGGCGUGAUUCCAGAGUCCCGGGAUCGAGUCCCACAUCAGGCUCCCUGCAUGGAGCCUGCUUCUCCCUCUGCCUAUGUCUCUGCCUCUCUGUGUGUGUGUGUCUCUCAUGAAUUUAAAAAAAAAAAAAAAGACAGGGAGAGAGAGAGAGACUACCCGAGAUAAUCUGGAUGAGGACAUGCCUAAUGGUUCUAGUCUACCCAUUCUGAUAGCCUGCCCUAUGAAUUUUGCAUUUGGCCACCCCAGUCCCCACAAUCAAGUAAGCCAACUCCUUGAAGUGUUUUUGUUUUUUUAAAUAUAUCUCUCCACUGGUUCUGUUUCUCAGGUUGAAUCUUGAUUGAUACAGAUUUCAGUACCAAGUUAGUGGUUGUAGAGGACAGAUUUAUAAGAGCAAUGAAACUUUUCUGAAGUUUCUGGAACUGGUUAUCUGAUCUAGUUAGAUUUAAAGCCACUAUGAAUCUGUUUCCAGUCAUAAAGAAGGCACUAGUAAUCAUGGCAUGAUGUGGUUUUAGACACACAAGUAUCACGAUUGGACACUCUUAAUCAAAUACUAUAUUAGUUUCUUAAUGUUCUUAUAACAAAUUACCACAAACUGAGUCACUUUAAACAACUUCUUUUUUCACAGUUCUGGAGGCUAGAGAUCAAGGUGUUGUUAGGGCCAUACUUUCUCUCUGAAUACUUGGUCUAGAGAAGAUCCUUCCUUGCCUCUUCCUAGCUUUUAGCAGUUGCUGGCAAUUCUUACCAUUUGGCUUGUAGACACAUCACUCCAAUCUGUUCCUUUGUUGUCACAUGAUAUUCUCCUUAUGUGUCUGUGUCUCUAUGUCCAAAGUCCCCCUCUUAGCAUAAGGAGAUCAAUCAUAUUGGAUUUAGGGUCAACCCUAAUAAAGUCAUAUUUAUAAGUUCUAGAUUAAUAUUAAUUUAGGGAGUGGGGAGAUAUAAUAUUCAACCUAGGACAAAUACCUAUAGAAAGUAAGGUUCAAAAUUGCUGUGUAUUUGUCAACUUAGACUAUUUUAGUUAAACUAAAGAGAAUAAUGGAAUUGGCUGGUUGCUCCUGACAGAACUGAAGACAAUAAGGGAGAAAAGAGAAUGAGCUCAGGAUUUCAAAUUCCCAGCUCAAGCGCUGCAUUCAUGACCUGAAAGCUCUAAUAUCUUCCCUGAAAUAAACCCUUAUCUCCUACAGCCACAGAGCUGAGAUUUCUGAUAACCAAACCCAAUGUCUCACUCUUCGAUUGGCUGAUUUACAAAGCAAAAUGAACUCCUAACCUUGCGAGGUGUCUUCUGAUAAAGUAAGGACAUUCACUGGAAAUGAAUGGAAUCCUGAAAACUGGAAUGGAGGAGACAUAUGGUCCGAUUUCAAUAAAGCUGGGAACAUCUAAGCCCUAGAUCUGCCAAGUCUUUGCCAUUAGAAGCAGCCCUUCCACCCUAGCCUAAUAUGUAAGUCCUGUAAUGGCAUCCACUGAGGUAGCAAGGCAUUGCUCAGUCUCAUCAGACCCACUCCUACCACCCAUCUUUGCUUCUAAACCUAGAACUAGACCAAAAGAUAAACUACAAAAUGUGUGGAGAUGCAUUAAACUCCAAAUGAGCUACAUGAUUCUCCCAGUUUUUAUAGACAGAAAUCUAGAUAAUAUGUGUGGGAGUGGAUCUUAAGAUUGUUGGGAUCAUGAUAGAAGGAACAUAAAGUUGGAUCAAGCAAAAUUUGUUGAUAUGGGCUGCCAGUUUGGUUGGUUAGCUGAAACACCAGGCCACAGUUGGUCUACACUAAAUAACUUGAAAUGCCAGAACUGCCUUGGUAUGCUACAGAGGAAAGUAUUCAAAAAGGGAAAUUAAAAAAAAAAAAAAAAGAAAAAAAAUUUUAAAAAAAAAGGGAAAUUACAAUGUUAGAGUAGAUUCAUCAUGUGGAUUUGUUCACUCAGCUUGAGAGGAUCCAGAAGAUGCAUCUUUUAACAUAACUGUGAGAAUACAUUUGUGAGAGCAGCCCAGCGUUCUAGAAGAACGCUGUGGUUGCUUUGCUCUGUAGGUCAAUAAUUUAAGUGCGAAUAGUUACCAAUGAACUGAGAUACUUAAACACAAUGGAGAUCUUGGGAUCCUAGUGUGGCAUGGGCCACCAGGAGGCACUUAGUUGCUAAAGACAAGAUGGAUAUGGUUACCAUAAUGGACAAUGGAGCUAAAGCAGCCGUCAGAAUAGUCUAACUCACAGAGACAUGUGGUGUUGGCUACUUGGUAUCCCUAGAAAAGAAAUAAAUGAACUGUUUACUAAACUCUUACUUGAUCUGUAUGAGCAAACACGUUCUAAUUAAUUGAAGCAACUCGAUAUUCAGGAACAGUCGUAGUGGAACACGCUACCAUUGUUUCAUGGUAAUUUGGAGUCCAGUGUUUUCUGUAGAGUAAAGGUUGCCUGAAGUUUAAUCCAUCUAGAGAUAUCUGGAAUUUAAGUCCAAAGUGAAUAAUAACUUUGAUGGUAGUAGAAAGAAAUCCUUGGGCAUAUGAGGCAGCCCCAUUGGGAAAUCUUCAAAAAGAAAUUUUUCAGAUUAGAUAUCAUGUUAAGACAAACUACUUCAGCUUCUAUUCUGGGACUCUGUCUCUCUCUGUUGUGUGCUAAGUGAACACCUGAUAUCUAUCUUGCAAUUCACAUAUUCUCUCUUUGAUGGUGUUUUAUUUUGUUGCUUGAGUUUUUAUUUCAAUUUAUAUAUUUUUUUAUUCCCAGGAUUUUUAUAUCAACCUAUUCUUAUUUUGUUUUUACCUGCAGUUUCACUAUAAAUCCUUCUUUUUUUUAAUGGAAGUCAUUCUCUUAUUUGUUGUUUUAAGGAUGCAAAAAAUAUUACUUGAAAGAUACAGUUAGUUCUAUAAAGUCAAUUUCAUCUGAAGUGAAUUUAUGUUCCAAGUUUAUUUUGCUGCCCUUUCGUAACAUUCGAUGUUUUCAAAUAUGUGUUAGUUAUUUAGUGUUGUAUAACAAAUUACCCCAACCCUUGUUCCUUAAAACGCCACACAUUUAUUAUCCCACAGUUUCUGAGUCAGAAAUCUGGACACACCUUAGCUCUUACAGGCAUUCAAGGUGUUGACUGGACUGUUACCAUCUCAAGGAGGCAGGGCAUUGACUGGGGCAUGAUGCAUUCCCAAUUUCAUGUAAUUGUUGGAAGGAUUCAGUUCCUCAUGGCUACUGAGCAGAAGGCUUCAAGUCCUUGCUAGCUGUUGAUUGGAGACUGCUCUCAGUUCCUGGCCAUGUGGGCCCCUCCAACGUGUCAGCUUGCUUCAUCAAAGUGCACAAGCCAAGAAAACAAAAACUGGCUUGAAAAUGGAAGUCACAGAUUUUUGUAACCUAAUCAAGAAUGUGGCAUCCUGUCACCUUUGUGGUAUUCUCUUCAUUAGUCACUAGAUCUAGCGCAUACUCCAGAGAAGGUGAUUUCACCAGAGCGUGAGCACCAGAAGGCAGGGAUUUGGGGAGCCAUGUUAGAGGCUUCCUACUACAAAGAGUUUUUGAAACUUUGCUAACUUGCUUUAAGUGAGAGGUGUUUUAUUUUCAUAUUCAUUUCUCUCACUCCCUCUUCUUACCUCAGCCCUCACCUUGGCUUCUACCUGUCUAGAAGUUUUGCAGUUAUGUAUUCCUGCCCCACACUCAUGCCCCAGCCCAUAGUGUAAUUAGAUGUCAUAGAUCAUUCUCAUGCCUAUAGAUGGUUUAAGUCAAUUUGUGAUCUUGAGACUAUGUGCAUAUGUCUCUGGUAGGCUCCAAUCUAUAGGCCAGAGCUCCAGGCAAGAGAGAGUCAUAGAAUUUUUCAAGACAAAGGAGGCCUCACCUUGAUACCAAAUCUCAAAAGCAAGCCUGGCUAUAUCAUCCCCUCUCUGCAUGGAAUCUCUGAUCUCCGGGAUCAUAUUCCCACUCUCCACAUGCCUAUAGCCCACUUCUGGACCCAGACCCCAGCAAGGCCACUGCUACUGCCUUGCGUUCUGCAUUUCUGUUCUGUGUUUUGGUCCACAGAGAUAUUUAUCUUGUUUUUGAGCCCAGCUAUGUGGUUAAUUUAUUUUAUUGGAACAUGUUAUGUGCCAUACCUUCCUCCCUCCACUUUUUGCACAAAUGCAUCCAUGUGUAAAAAUACUGAACCAUCGUGAUCCCAAAUCUCCUCGGCCUAAGGUCUCUACCGCUAAUAAAACAGCAGAAUCUCCACAGUGGGAGAAAGCUGUAGAAAAUAAUUAGAAAAAGAAAAAAGGAAAAGAAAGGACAAGGAGGGGAGAGGAAGGGAAAGAAAAAAAAGAAACUGGAAAAGAAGGAAUAGGGAAGGAAGAAGAAAAGAAGAGAUUAUCCCUUUUGUGAACAAAAUUGAAGCAGUGGAAGAAGCGACAUCCUCCCUUAAAUAAGCAUUGAAAACUCCCUUUCCCCUGGGCUUCUUCGUAUUUAUUACUUCUGCUGAAGGUAGUUGAGAAGACAGAGGCACUGGCAAAAUUUAUGGCAACCUAAUGCAUUUUAUGUAGAAACAUUUCAAAUGCCUGUUAUUGAACGUCACGCUGUACUGAAACAGUUGUAAGAAGAAAACUGCAUACACCAAAAAACAGAAAGAGGAGAAGAAAGAGAAUGAAUAUGUCAGCAAAGGAGACCCCAUGGAAAGCCUAAAGGGUCUCAGACCCACCAUUAAAUUUUGUAUUUUGGGUCCCGAUGGGAAUGUCCGUGGAGAGCUUGAGGGGCUGCCGCUGAAGAGCCCUGUCCUUUCAUCAAUACACAGGGACUGUACCUCCCGGGGGUGGGCACACUGGGCUGAAAGGGGGGAGGGGGCUGGGAGGAGAGUGACAUUUCACUGUAUGUGGGGACGGUGAUCCCCAGAG